Molecule: messenger RNA, 5069 nt
Organism: Nothobranchius furzeri (turquoise killifish)
Lineage: Eukaryota; Metazoa; Chordata; Actinopteri; Cyprinodontiformes; Nothobranchiidae
Product: RNA polymerase II elongation factor ELL
Biological process (GO): transcription elongation by RNA polymerase II; snRNA transcription by RNA polymerase II; positive regulation of transcription elongation by RNA polymerase II
Cellular component (GO): transcription elongation factor complex
Molecular function (GO): cis-regulatory region sequence-specific DNA binding
Source: RefSeq, a predicted model, not a curated record
CGCCAAUGGGCUUCAGUUGUAGAAAUGGCAGCGCUGAGACAGGAGCGUCGGUAUGGGCUCUCCUGUGGCAAAAUUAACAAAAACACCCCGAACCAGACGCUUUAUCACGUUAAACUGACUGACACUGCUAUCCGAACCGUCGAAGCAUACCAGAACAUCAAGGCAUCAUUAACAAAUCAGCCGGUGAUUUGCUUCAAGGGGAGCCAGGGGUUCAUAAAGAUCCCAGCGCCGAGCCCCGAGUCUCCAGAGGGAUUCAGGGUCUUCUCGUUUUACCUAUCGAGUGACAGCAAAGACAAGCCUCAGUCCAGCUUUGACUGCAUUCACCAGUACGUCUCAGGGGAAGGCAGGGAUCACCUGGAGAGCCAGGGCAGCAUUCAAGACAAAAUCACAGUUUGUGCCACAGACGACUCGUACCAAACGACCCGGGAGCGCAUGUCUCAGGUGGAAAAGGACAUCUGGAGCCGAACAGCAAUCGAAAUCAAACCAGGGCCAAGUAAGUGUGUGAAAGUCCAGAGAAAACCAGCUCUGGUAUCGGGCUCCGACGGCAUUAACAAGCACUCCCCCAGCAACAAGAGAAGCCUGAUUUCAGGCCCUGUGGUACACCGACCUCUACGGGACCGCAUCAUUCACCUCCUGGCCUUGAAGCCCUACAGGAAGCCCGAGGUGCUCCUGUGGCUGGAGCGGGAGCGGGCCAGUCCAAAAGACAAGGUUGAUCUGGCCUCAGUCCUAGACGAGGUUGGUAAACUGAAUCCUAAAGACCACAGCUAUUCUCUGAAGGAUGAGCUGUACAGACAAGUCCAGAGAGACUGGCCUGGAUAUCUAGAAGAGGAGAAGCAGCUCAUAAACAGGCUUCUGAUCAGGAAACUUCAGCCACCCCACAGUAGCCAGUUAAGGAGCCCCCAGUCCAACCAGUCGUUCCACAAGACUCUCUCUGGGGACUCGCCAUCACGACUCAGCCCUGCCAAGAAUCUCUCUGUGAAACGCCCACUCGCCUUGGACCCAUCCAACAUUCAAACCCCCAAAAAGCAAAGGCGGUCAGAAGACUGUCUGCCCCUGCAGUCACCCUCUCACAUCGACUGUGGCGCCAACGGGGCCCGUAGUUCCUUCAGCCAUGAAAACUCUUGUGCACAAAUCAAAACCGAGUUCAACAAAAGCAACAAUCACCUUCAAGGCAGCCCCAAUGGCCUGGACUCACCACACAAACUCAACUCAUCAUCGCGUUUUUCCCAACUAGAGCGGACAGAAGCAGCUCCCACUUCGCCUAGCACUAAGCCCCCACACAGCGACGCCUCCGCGUGCACUGAACAGCAUCUUGCCAACGGUCAUCUUAAAAAGAAAAGGUCCAAAAAACACAAAGACAAGGAACGAGAGUGCUUAAAACCCAACUGGAUAGAGACGAGUCCAGACCUGAAGCACAACCAAGAAAACUUCAAAGCUGCAGAGCGCGAUGGACAGAAAACACCAGCAGAGGAACUUCCCGACUAUUUAAUAAAAUACACGGCCAUAACGUUGCUGGGGCAGCGUCAGCAGUAUAACGACGACUUUUGUGCCGAGUACGAUGAAUACAGAGCUCUCCACGACCGGAUCGGAGCGAUCACAGAAAUGUUUGUACAGUUGGGCUCAAAGAUCAACACGCUCUCUCCGGGAACACAGGAGUACAAGCUUAUGGAGGAGCAAAUACUACAGAAGUACAGAAAGUACAAGAAAAAGUUUCCUGGGUAUCAGGAAGAGAAGAAGCGGUGCGAGUAUCUCCAUAAGAAACUGUCGCAUAUCAAAGGCCUGAUCGCGGAUUACGACCGAUCACAGGGACUGUCAUAGUAACCGCCCUCCACCCUCAGCAGGGUGCAACACAACUGGACCAAAAGACUCAAAGCAGACCCAAAUACUGCUCAGCUGGGUCCACAGGUUGCUGAGACACUAUUCACUUUACUCCUCAGAGUGUUACUGGAAUGGAGGAGCGAGGAUCUUCUCUGUUUUUGUUUGUUUUCCUCGUUUUGAAGUGGGCUAAGACCACCUACUCGUGAUCAAAUGUUACCCUUUAAAUCUGGACUCUGUUCUGCUGUAGAGUACUCGGAUUACUCCGACAUGUGUAAUCCAUCCUGCCAAACGGCAUCAUUUUCAACUAGUUUAAACUUAAAAGUGUCUUUUUGAGUAUUUAAUUAAUGGUACAAUCAAUCUUAGAGGAAUGCAAAAGCUACUAAAGUCUUUAUAUUUAAAUACAAAAUAGUUUGUGCACUUGCUUCCUGCAGGUAGAAAAUUAAAUACAUUUAGAUGCAUCAAAUACUAAUUUGUUAUGAUAAGAAUAUCACGUAUCGAGAUCGUGUUUAUCAGCGUAUUAUAAGGCUAUUUAAAUGAGAUUUAAUCUAACAAGAGGUGAUUUAAUUCUGUAUUUCUGCAGACUUGGUGGGAUACAAACUGCUACAGAAUCUGUGGUUUGAACACGUGGCUUUGAGCUUUAAUCAGAUUUUCAUGUAGCUGUUGGUCCUUUUUUUAUUUCUCAGAAAUCUUUAAACACCGUAAUGCUCAUUUUAGGACAUCUGAUCAGUUUCACUGAAACGUAGCCUACAGAACUAAUAACUGCCUUGCUUAUUGUGAAAAGAAUAACUCUGAUCAGCUUGUCCACUGAGAGUUAAGAUUGCAGGUUUUACUCUUGGAGAAAUCGUCCUGUUUACACUUUAGAUGCUUUAGAGCAGGGGUGUCAAACUCAUUUUAGCUCAGGGGCCACAUUGAGGGAAAUCUAGUCCCAAGUGGGCCGGACCGGUAAAUUAAAAACAACUUCAGAUUGUUUUCUUUGUUUUAAUACAAUCAAUAUAAAACAAGGCUGGAGCCUGAGGGCAGUGUAUCCAAAAUAGUACAAGUAGAACACCUGAAGUGUACUUGAAAAUUUGAAAAUAAUAAAAAAAUCAAUCAAUAAAUUAAAAAAAAAUUCCUUAGUGAUUCAGAGCUUACAGAUCGCAUGGCUAGAUCAGUUUCAUGCAGCACUUAAAGUAUAUUUGACUCAUUUUACUUAAUAUCUUUUAGCUUUCACCAGCACAUCAAUAACAGAAGUCACAUCCUGAGUGGCGGCCAACUUCAGGAUGUUAUUCAAGUUCUUGUGUGAGCCUUGAGCGCAGCUUUGUUUUAUUUAUACUCAUUACAGAGAAAACUUGCUCACAAAGAUAAGUUUAUUUUCACUCUACAUUGUAAAGUAUGAAAAUAAAGUUUACACAACCAUCUCGCGGGCCGGAAUUAACCCGUUUGCGGGCUGGAUGCGGCCCGCGGGCCGCAUAUUUGGCACCCCUGCUUUAGAGCUCACAGGGUAUUUAGCUUGGUAAUGGGCCGAGUCGUCGUGUAUUUUAUUCCACUGGUUUAACUGGAGUUAAAUGUUUAUCGUCAACAUGUUAUUCAGAUGAAUGUGACAGAACAUCUCAGACUUACACCUGGAGUUGCUCUCGUCUAUUAGCCCAGGCCCUCCUUUAGAUUUAGAGACGAUGUUUUCAGUUCCCUCGCUGUUGCUCAGGGGAAUGAUGCUGGCGUUUCCCUCGACAUGUACAGAUUUUUCAGACAUUUCCAUUUGGUUGUUGUUCCUAAAAAAUGCCCGUGGUUUUAUUUUUCCAUAUCUUAAGCGUACUCAGACCAUUUCUGUCUUACUGGUGCAGAACUCGUCUUUUCUGUGUUGUUUUACCACAAAUGUCUUAAAUAUUUUUUUAGCUUCAAUUUUCUUAAUGUACCGUCCUGUUUUAUCCAACACUACAAUCAAAAGGCAGAAUCUUUGCACGACUAUUUAUUAAAAAAAAACCUGUUUAGCUUCUGAUUUCGCAGUAAAAAUUGUAUGAAUUCAAAUAUUUAGCAGCUCCUUUGCAAUCAAAUGAGUUUUUUAUUCAGACCUCUGGUAUGUUUGAAGGAUUUCUAGAGUAGCAGGAAGGAGUUGCUCUUAGCACAUAUGGACAUGUCCAAUAAAUAUUUAUUAGCACUGACCACUGGAGUAAUAAGGACAGUGACCCCUGGAAGUGUUUAGCAUGUUUAAGCACUACAUUUGUUGAAAGGACAAGUUUUUGUAAAGGUCCGGUACACCAAACAAAAAUACUAAAAAUCAGCUUAUUGGAUCUUUUCUCAGGACAUAUGAAAUAUUUUUAUGCAUCUAGACAAAAAAUGUCCUGUUAUGUAUAAAACAUCAGAGAAUGACUUUUAAGAGCGACCUGUGUGGGUUUAUUUGGUACUGUAGGUGGUACAGUUGCAUUAAAAAUAAGAGUACAGGAUUCAGUUUUUCAAAAUAAUGUUUUUGUAUUUUGCAUAGUUUGUUUUCAUUCCUUAGAAGAUCCUGAAGCAUUUGGUUGACAGAAGUAACACCAAAAAUAAAACACAACUGAUGACAAAAGGAAAUUAUUUCAAAAUAAAAGAUUUGAAUUUUUAAGAAGCUACCCCCUUGAUGAAAGGGCAUUUUAAAUUAUUUUUAAUUUACCUGUUGAAGGAGCUACUGAAGGCCCCCUUUUCAUUCACAAAAUCGUUUCAUGUCAAUAAUGAUUUGCAGAGAGGAGAACUCUGGGCCGGCAGUAUUUACUGUAGUUCAACACUGUUGCCACUUUGUAAAAGUGCUUUGUUCAUAUUACUGUUCUGACCAACAUGUUUAAAUAUUUCUCUGGUGAUUAAAACCUUAGGGACACCAACUCAACACUAGUUCUUAACUGCUACAUGUGCUUUUAAAACAAAAGUCAGAUUUUAUCUCAAAUUCCAGUUUUGAAAACUGCUUCCAUUAAUUUCAUUUACUUGAUAAACGUGUGCUUUAAUGAUUUGUUGGUACUGGAAAAACACCAGUGGAAAUGUGAAAUCAAGCCUUUUGUUUAUAUAUUAGUGCUUAUUAUUUACUUUAGUAUAUAUUCUAUUUAUUGCUCUGUGCUUUUUUGGGAUUCAUUUUUGCAUCGUUUGUUCUUUUUUCACAGCAACACUAAACCAUUGUGAAAAAAAUACUGUAUUUUUGCAUAAUUCUGACAGUGGAUGGUUUAUUGCAUCAUCCUCUGAAGAAAAGUUUUCAAAAACAAAGUGUAUUAUUGUCUCAGUGAAUUUGAAAAUAAAGCUCUUCAAUUUAACAA